This is a messenger RNA of Pygocentrus nattereri (red-bellied piranha), 8503 nucleotides long. RefSeq names its product polycystic kidney disease 1 like 2a (gene pkd1l2a). The record is from RefSeq and is a predicted model, not a curated record. Lineage: Eukaryota; Metazoa; Chordata; Actinopteri; Characiformes; Serrasalmidae. Gene Ontology annotation, molecular function: calcium channel activity; calcium ion binding; protein binding. Gene Ontology annotation, cellular component: membrane. The coding region runs from base 1 to 7536 and encodes 2511 amino acids. Gene Ontology annotation, biological process: detection of mechanical stimulus. The transcript has 41 exons.
AUGGCCACACAUACUUUGUCCACUCUGUUGCAUGCACUUGUCUUCACUGUCGCUGCAGCUGAUGUUGAAGUGAACACAGAAUCUCCAUCCUGUCCAGAGCAGCAGCAGGUCUUUGAGGGCUCCUGCUUUGAGUUUGUGGCUCUGCAGCGCAGCUUCCUCAGUGCACAAGGCUGGUGUGAGCGUGGUGGUGGACACCUGGCCUUCAUCCAGAAUGAUGAGACUCAGCAGUUUCUCCAGAAACAUCUGCAGCCAGAGCUGGACUGGUGGCUGGGGCUGGCGCCCGCCUCCUUCAACCUCAGCCUAGACUCUGCAGCCACUGAGGGUUCCCUGUCUUGGCUUGAUAGCUCUGAUGUGAGCUACUCUAACUGGCUUGGUGAGCCCAUCCCGGGUGCAGGCUGUGGUUACAUCAUGAAAGACUCUGGAUUUCAAUGGGGAACAAGCGGUAACUGCAGUCAGGAGUUCUACUUUAUCUGUCAGUUUGAGUUAGGACACUCUCUAGCCUGCACAGACCAUAAUGCAACACUGCAGUGUGGAUCUGGCCAGGUGAUAGAGAUUGACGACAGUUUCUACGGCAGGAAGACGAGGCACUACUGCAGAACCAGCCAUUCUCCCACUCACGCAUCCUUACAGGAGGAGUGCACCUGGAUGGACGUGGUGGACGUGGUUUCUGAGCGCUGCCAUGGUCUGCAGGUUUGCCAGGCCACUGCAGACGUAGCAUCCUUUGGUGAUCCUUGCCCAGGCCUGGGGAGUUACCUGUCAGUGGAGUAUCACUGCAAAGACGCUCUUCACCUGCUGAUGGACAAACUGGCUGCCGUUUUUGACAACGUCACUUUAAGAGUAAAGUGGCUGCUGCAUCCUUUUCAAGGCAACCUCACGUGCACUUUGACCACUGGUGAUGGGCACACUCUCGACCCCUACAGGCCUGAAGGGUUACAGGGUACCAUGGUGCACAGGUACAAACAUGCUGGAGUCUACACUGUUACAGUGGAGUGCAGCACCAGUGAGUGGCAUGUGACCGCCCAGAAAACCAUCGCCGUCCAGGAGCCACUGGGAGAAUUUGGGAUAAUAAGAUGCCACAGCUCAAAUCAAUCAACAAACGGUGACAACUGCACAGGUCUCUACCCACAUGCACUGAGAAUCCAAGUGGAGCUAAAUGCAGGAACUAAUGUCACCUACAAGAUCCAGCUUAAAGGGAUGGAAAUUGCCCACUUGCUUGCAGUCAGAGGGAGGAUUCCCCACAACAUCACCUUACCUCCAGAAACCUUACAGCAGCUGGGCCCAGGAUGCCAUCAGCUGACUCUCUUGGCCUCCAAUGAGGUGACAACUACAAAUAUCUCUGCUGCUCUGCAGCUGUGCUUGGUGGAGCCAGUAGAGGGAUUGCUGGCCUCUAUUGCACCAAAGCAGGAUAUUUGCUCAGGAUCAGCCCUGAAUGUUCAUGUCUCUCUGGGAAGUGGUGCUCCAGUGGAACUGCUCUUUAUGAUUUCUGGGGUCAAUGACAGCAUCUCUGAGACCCAUCAGAUGGUAAAUGGCAGCCUACACGACUUCAACAUCUCCAGCAGGAUAAAAGGUGAAGUGAAUGUUCUGGUCAGGGCAAGGAAUUUGUUUUCAGUGAUAGAAGUGGAUGCUGGAAAUAUAACAGUGAACUGCCAGGAUGACACAGUGACCCAGGAUGGAAACACGACUGAAGCACUCGUUAGAAUCCCAGGAGACAGUAACCUGACCAUCACAGCAUAUCCAGAAAGCCCAGUCAUCGGUACAGCCAGUGUCCUGCUGGGAAUUAAUGGCCUAAAUGAAAAUGCUAGACUUAAUACAUUUUACUGGAGCUGCAGUGGAACUUGUCCCUGUAAUGUCAGUACUAAGACUGAAACGCAUGAGAUAAGUGCAGCUUGUCUCCCUCCACCUUACAGUUUUUCACUCUACUUUCUGACUGCCACAAAAACGACAGGGCAGACGCAGCCACAGACAGCAACCAGAUGCAUCUCUGUCAGACCAGGGACUGAUUUAAACCCAGUCAUCACAUGUUCCAAUUGCAAUCCAGUGAAUACCAGCAUCGAUGUUACUUUGCAGUUGCACUGUGAAGGCUGUCAGGAAAUGGCUUGGUACUUUGAGGACACGAACCCUGUAUCUGAUGUUUUAAGUUCCUGCUAUUCUAAUAGUGGGCAGAAACCAUUGAUAAUGAAGAAGAAAGGAGUCAGCUCUCUCACAAUUGAGAGUUCAACUCUGGUCAAAGCACAGCAGAGCAUCACUGUCGUGGCUUAUGGUGUGAAAGAUGGCUUAUCUGGAUCUGCUGAGUUCACCAUUCCAAUCUUCAGUGCUUCCGGCACUGCAUCGUCAACAUUACAACCUGUGCCAACAGCACAGACCAGUGUGCCCCCUACAUCGCAGCCUCAUACUUCAUCAGCGUCCACCGUGGCCUCAUCCAAUGCUCCUUUUAGUUCUUCAGCCUCAGUUACUGUAUUGUCAUCUGUUUCCCCAGCUAGCCCACCCUCCUGUAUCAUUACCCCCACUGUGGGAGACAUUCUCUCGCCCUUUAAAAUCACGUGCACGGUAGAUCCUUUAUUCUGUGAGAGCACAGCCUGCACUUAUUGUUUCUGGCAUUCUGCUGGAGACUACCUUCACUGUGGCCACGAGGAGACGGUGGAGUCACUCUUCUUUCCUCUAGGAGCUGAAAGUAACCAUAGUGUGGUUGUGGACAUCACUGUUGAGAACAGAGCAGGACAGAAGAUUAAUACUACAUUAUCUGCCCAGGUAUAUGAUGUCAGCACUGGGGCCACAGUACAGGAUCUGGAGGCCCUUGUGUCUGAGCAGGUGAAUCAGCUGCAGCAGAAUGGCAAGCUCAAAGGUCCAGCACUGGCCCAGAUGUACCAAUCUGUGUGUGACAAGCUAAAUGGGGGCUCAGUUGACAGCGAAGAUCAGGUUGCCAGAGAAAGGUUACGGGAACAGAUGCUGUUAGACCUGAGCACAGCUGUUUAUGCUGCCCCCUUUGGGAACCCGUCAGAAGUGCAGAUGACUGCUUUUGCUGUGGUGAGCCUCACCAAACAGGGCGAGGAGCUGACCUCUACAGCCCAGUUACAGGCCAGCUCUCUUGUGUCAAACCUCAGUGAAUGCCUGGUGGCUCUCACUCCUUCAGAGGGGGAUGUCAAAGAAGUAAUGAAGCAGGCGGCCAUACCCAUCAUUCAGGCUGCCAGUAACAUCCUUAAAGUGUCUGCCAACACAGAAAACCAGGAAAAGAUCUCAAAACUUUUAUUGAACGCAGCAGACAGCAUUCAAAGUGCCCUGCUGGCUGGGAAAAGGACAAACCAAGAGCCAAUCAUCAUUAGCACUGCCCAGAUCAGCGUGUAUGUAAACAGAGUGUCUCCAGAUAAGCUUCAGAGACACUCCUUCAGCAUUGAGAACAGCAGCUCAGCCAGCUUCAUGCUUCCAUCUUUGGGAUCUGAUGUGCUGCCUUUAGGGGAAGCAGUGGAUGUGCGGAUGCUGAGUUUUGAGAAGAACCCUUUCUCCUGGAGUGAAGGUGAGCCAAUAAGUGGAGCAGUCGGGAGUCUCUCUCUCACUAGAGAGAAUGGUUCUGUCAUUCCAGUCUCAAACCUCAAUGAGGAGAUUGAGAUUCUCUUACCAAGAGCAGUGGUGGAGGAGGUAAACAGCACAUUUCUGGACCUGGGAAACUACAGUACUCUGGUCAUCAAUGUUACCACACCGGACAUAUCUCUCGUCUUGAAACUGGACCCUUCAGAGGAGACACCUUUACAGUUACUCUUGGGUUUUCAACACUACCCAAAUGACACCAACCACAAGGCCAAAAUCCAGCUCCCUCAACCAGGAAGCCCAUCAGAAGAGAGGUACACAUGGGUGCUGGGCCCGCAGGAUAUGGCAAUGGAAGCAGGAGUUUACUAUCUUCUAGUGAGGCCCAUAGUAGAAGCAGGGGUGAACUCUUCAAAUGCUUCUGUGUUCAUCACGUCCAUUGCUACUCAAUGCAAGUACUGGGAUGAGACCAAGACCAACUGGAGCGACUAUGGCUGUCGGGUUGGCCCCCGCACCACACCCCUAGUCACUCAGUGCCUGUGCACUCAUCUGACAUUUUUUGGGAGCUCCUUUUUUGUCAUGCCCAACCUGGUUGACGUGUCCCGCACUGCUGAGCUUUUUGCCACGUUUGUCAACAAUCCCGUGGUGGUGUGUUUUGUCGGUGCUAUCUUCCUGGUCUACCUCAUGGUGGUGAUAUGGGCACGAAAAAAGGACAUCCAGGACGCCACUAAGGUGAAAGUCACUGUGUUGGAGGACAAUGAUCCCUUGGCUGAAUAUCGCUACUUAUUGACCAUCACCACCGGGCAUCGUCGGGGAGCUUCCACUUCCUCUCAGGUUACAGUGACUCUGUUAGGCUCUGAGGGGGAGAGUGAGCCCCAUCAUCUGACUGACCCGGACAAGCCAGUGUUUGAGAGGGGAGGAGUGGACAUGUUCCUCCUCACCACUCCGUUUUCUCUGGGAGAGCUUCAGAGCAUCAGAUUGUGGCAUGAUAACACCGGAAAAUAUCCUGCUUGGUAUGUUAACAAGGUGAUGGCACAAGACCUGGAGACUGGACAGAAAUGGCAUUUCUUGUGCAGCUCAUGGCUGGCCAUUGACAUGGGGGAGUGCACCCUGGACAAAGUGUUCCCUGUAGCAACAGAGGUGGACUUAAAAAGGUUUAGCAAUCUGUUCUUCAUGAAGACGGCAAAGGAUUUCCGGGAUGGCCACAUAUGGUUCUCUGUUAUCAGCCGCCCGCCCACUAGUAACUUCACUCGUGUGCAGCGUGUUUCUUGUUGUUUUUCCCUGCUGUUCUGUACAAUGCUGACCAGCAUCAUGUUCUGGGGGAUUCCCACUGACCCCUCUGAGCAGACCAUGGACUUAGGAAAGAUCGAGUUUACCUGGCAGCAAGUAAUGAUUGGCAUCCAGAGUUCCAUCAUCAUGUUCCCCAUCAACCUCCUUAUCGUGACCAUCUUCAGAAUAACCCGCCCAAGAGAACGAAAGCCAGAUGAAGCUUCCAAACAGCACUCCAGGAUGGAUUCUACUAAGCAAGGAAAAGCAGGACGUGUGUCACCGACUCAGCCUCCCUCUCCACAGAGUGAUCUUCGGGAGAUCACACCAGACGCUGUAAUUAAGGACAUUAAAAGGAUAGCCCAGUCACUCUCCAAGGUUCUGAGAAGCCCCAUGCCUAGGAUAGAAUCUGGUAAAAUGGAUAUCAAUGCUCUCCUGUCAUUGGUUGAAGAUAUUAUUCGGCAGCAAAACCAUGUAGGUGGCGAGUUUUACUCCGAUGACUGCAAGAAAGAGCUUUCUCUCUCCCUUGGAGCCGUAAACCUGCAAGAGAGAAGUCCUGAACGGAUGCCAAGUGAGAAACGUAACAUCUACAGGCAGUAUCUCUAUAAGCAACUCCAGAAUGUGGAGAAAGAGCUGAGGCUGCUGGGUCCUUCACGAUUCUCCAAACCAGAAGGCUAUAAUCAGGCUGUGCUGCAGGUUCAGAGCAUGAAGGAACUGCUAGUACCCCAGCUUUCCUCCAGUUCCAUCGGGGAGAGGUUUGCCUGCAGCUCCAGCCCUGUAGAAGGCAGCAGUGGAGGCAGUAAAAAGUGCUGUCAGAAAGGCCUGCCUUGGUGGUUUGUGUUUGUGGCCUGGUUUCUUGUGGCAGCCACAAGCGGAGUCUCGGCAUACUUCACUAUGAUGUACGGGUUGACCUAUGGGAAAGAGCGCUCCAUUAGCUGGCUCAUUUCAAUGGUUGUGUCUUUUUUUGAGAGUCUCUUCAUUACCCAGCCUGUGAAGGUCCUCGGAUUCGCUGUCUUCUUCGCUCUCGUGCUAAAGAGAGUGGAUCAGGAGGAAUAUGGCGAUGUUCCAAUUGAUGGGGAUCUCUCAAAUUCAAAUGAUCCUGAUAGCGUACGGAUUGCCAGAAGGGACAGUAAAUGCAGCUUUUAUCAGCCUCCUCCUCCGUCUGACAUUGAAAAGAUGAGGAGCAAUAUGAUCAAAGAACAGAAAGUCUUUGCACUGAUCAGAGAGAUUCUCAUCUAUGUGGGGUUCCUCUGGAUGCUACUGCUGGUGACUUAUGGUCAGCGUGAUCCAAACGCUUACUUGCUCACUCAGCACAUUCAGCAGAGCUUCAGCAAUGGCAUCUCAGACAGUAUGAACCACAAAGAUGUGUUUACCUGGGCAAACAACACGCUCCUACGAAACCUCUUUGGACGACAACCAGGUUUCAUCACAGAUGGAAACUCGAAGCUUGUAGGAAACGCUCGUCUCCGUCAAGUUCGUGUGCAGAAGGGCUCCUGCAGGACAGCCAGCUCCAUGCGCUGCUCUGUUCCAGACUGUCAUGCUCCGUACUCCUGGGAGGUGGAGGACAUGGGCUCCUACGGUCCAGGCUGGAAUCAUUCAAUACAUGCAAACAUGUCCAAGAUGCUGCUCACACCGUGGCAGUACCAAACCCAGUCUAGGCUCAGAGCGCAUCCUGUGUGGGGUGGUGUGGCUCUGUAUAGAGGUGGAGGCUUUGUAGUGGACCUGGGCCCCAACAGGGAAAAUGCAAGCAGUCUGCUUCAGUAUCUCUUUGACAACAUCUGGUUGGAUGUGUACACCCGGGCUAUCUUUGUGGAGUUCACGGUUUAUAACGCCAACGUCAACCUCUUCUGCAUUGUCACGUUGAUGUUUGAGACCACGGCAGUGGGAGCGUUCCAGUAUCGCAGUGAGCUGCAGAGCGUCCGUCUCUAUCAGUCCACCGGUGGCCUUCAUAUAUUUGUCAUGGCUUCUGAGGUCAUUUAUUUUCUCUUCAUCUUUUAUUACAUGUUCCAGCAGGGCAAGCUUAUGAAGCUGCAGAAAUGGGAAUACUUCAGGAGCAAGUGGAAUCUUUUAGAGCUUGCCAUCAUUAUUUUAAGUUGGAGUGCAUUAUCUGUAUUUGUCAAGAGGACACUUUUGGGCAACCAGAGCAUGAAGUACUAUCAAAACCACAAAGACCAGUUUGCUGGUUUCAAUGAAACUGCCACAGCAGAUGCAGUUCUCGGAUACAUCUUAGCUUUCUUGGUUCUGCUGGCCACCGUCAAACUGUGGCACCUGCUGCGUCUCAACCCGAAACUUCACAUGAUCACCUCCACGCUACAGCGGGCAUGGAACGACAUCUCUGGCUUCAUCGUGGUCAUGACGAUCAUGUUCUUGGCCUACUCCAUUGCUUGUAAUCUGAUGUAUGGUUGGAAGCUUUACUCAUACCGGACUCUUCUAGGUGCUGCCCAGACCAUGGUCAGCUUACAACUGGGAAUCUUCAACUAUGAGGAAGUUCUGGAUUAUAACCCCGUCCUCGGUGCAUUUGUCAUUGGGUCCUGCAUCAUCUUCAUGACGUUUGUGGUGCUCAACUUGUUCAUAUCUGUCAUCCUGGUGGCAUUCAGUGAAGAGCAGUUACACCACACGCCCUCUGAAGAGGAGGAAAUUGUGGACCUGAUGCUGAUGAAGAUAUGCAGCCUUUUCGGAGUCAAGGUGAAGAAGAACCAGCUGACUGACCAUGCUACAGUCUCCAGCACAGCUCCAUCGGUCAUAUCAUAGGCAUACCAGUUGUCAAGCUACCGCAGACUGUUACAUGUAUAAUGAAAGCUGUGAUGUCAUGGCUUGUUAGGGGUGGGCAAUAUGGCAAAAUAUCAUGAUAUUGUUAAGACAUUUUAUAUACAAUAUGGAUCACAGUAUUUAGUAUUUCUGGGGCCAUAUUACAGAAAAUUCUUAAGUCUGAAAUCAUGUCUGCUUUGUUGCCAACUUCAGUUAAGACUGAAGUUAGGAGAGAAGCAAUUGCAGAACAACGGUUCUUAAGUCUACAAUCUUAUCUUGUUUACAGAUAGGAAAACAGCAUUACAGAAACGUCCUAAGUUGCCAAAAUUAUGUUUUUUUUACCGUGUUUCUAUUGUUUUAUGCUGACUUGAGGUUUUGUUUUAACAGUGUUUAAAAUCCCCUGAAACUGCAGACAUGGUCUUCAUUGUCCCGUCUUAUUAGCUUCGUGUGUUAAUGUUGAUGAAAACUCAUCAGAUACAAUGAUGGUGGUGAAUAAUGAGGAGACAGAGCUGAACCAGAGAACUUGCAAAGAGAAUUCCCACUCCGCAGUGGCUUCCGGUUUUCUCAAACGCUAGAGGGCGCUCCCGAGUGAGUCCAAAAUCAAUUUGAGUUGAUAUGGAGCAUUUGAGCAAAACCAUAGUUUAUAAAGGUUUAAACAUUUGUAACUUAACAGAAUGCAAUACCUUCCUGAACAAUUAAUGUCAUAAAACAUUUUAACACCUGUUAUAUUUUUAAGAACUUUUAAACUCGAGCUAUAGGAGUUUAAAACGGCGCUUCAUGUACAUUCAUGACGUCAGAGCGUGAACAGCCAAUGAGUUGUUACGCUCGCCAAUCAAUCGUCACGCUCUAGCAGUAAAGCCCACCCCCUGCAGCCCAAAGCCGGUUUGCUGUAGAAAAAAGGAAACAUACAGGUAAGAUUUCUUUGUGUUUUAGUGAAAUACAUCCUUCUACUUUCUAAAAUUACAGAAAC